Lachancea dasiensis is the source of this 804-nucleotide messenger RNA. Lineage: Eukaryota; Fungi; Ascomycota; Saccharomycetes; Saccharomycetales; Saccharomycetaceae. The record is from the annotation of a GenBank genome assembly.
AUGGGCAUCAAGGUAGCCAACACCAAAGUUUCAUCCAAGUCGUCAAAAGCGGUGUACUCUGCGCUGGGAUUGCUGGCAAUUCUGGUGUUUGUGGGCUACACGAGCUGCGACGCUGUGCGUCUGUAUGGGUCGUUAACACAUAGCAACGAAGAACCGGAAGUUGGGACCCCGGGGACAGCCGGUCUGGAUCCAGCGGUACCGCAGGCGGUGUUCGAACCGGCUGCGGUGGUCCAGGACGACACGAAGCAGGUGGAGCAGAUUUUUUCGGAAAUCAAGCUGGAGAUCGACGCCAGCAGCUCGACGACGGCGAGGAGAGCGUCGGCCACGCGGGUUGCGACCACUGAGGUAGUGCGGUCUGAGGUGGUACAUGGCCCCCACAACUACAAGCCGCAGCAUGUUGGGUUCGAUCCGGCGGUCAACUUCCAAGAAAUCCUCAACACCUCGCCGGUGGUGAUCUUCGUAGACUCCCAUCACGACUCGCAGCUGUUGCGUACGCUCCUGCAGCGGCACUACGAGAUAUCGCCCCCACCGGUGGUGGUGGAUCUCGAGAAGCAUUCCCGAGGCGCUCAACUGGAGUCUUUCAUCGAAAAGACCAAAGUGCAGCGCCCGGCGAACCAAAAAAAGGGCGCUCAAGUAUCGCACGCGGCUCCGUAUCUGUUCAUCAACGGCCACUCAGUCAUCAACACUGACUUUCAAACUGACAUUCAGGAUAUGCAUGCGCGCCACAAGCUUCUGGACAAGCUAAAGUCUGUGGCCGAGGGCAAUGUCAUGUUUGCCCGCAACAACGCUCCAUCCAAUUCAUGA